GAANAGCCGCACGAGGAGCUGGCGCUGUGCAAGUACUACGAGAAGAGGCUCUUGGACUUCUGCGCCGCAUUCAAGCCCGCGAUGCCGCGGUCCGUGGUGGGAACAGCUUGCAUGUAUUUCAAGCGUUUUUACCUCAAUAACUCAGUGAUGGAAUAUCAUCCUCGGAUAAUAAUGCUAACAUGUGCAUUUUUGGCCUGUAAAGUAGAUGAAUUUAAUGUAUCCAGUGCACAGUUUGUUGGUAACCUCCGAGAAAGUCCUCUUGGACAGGAAAAAGCUCUUGAACAAAUACUGGAAUAUGAACUGCUACUUAUUCAGCAACUGAACUUCCAUCUCAUCAUCCACAAUCCGUACAGGCCAUUUGAGGGAUUUCUAAUAGAUAUUAAGACUCGCUAUCCAGUGCUGGAAAAUCCUGAAGUUUUGAGAAAAACAGCUGAUGACUUCCUUAACCGAGUGGCUCUGACAGAUGCAUAUCUGCUCUUUACACCCUCACAGAUUGCUCUCACUGCCAUAUUGUCUAGUGGCUCAAGAGCAGGAAUUAAUAUGGAAAGCUAUUUAUCAGAAAGUCUUAUGCUGAAAGACAACAGAUCAACCUUAUCCAGAUUACUAGAUGACAUGAAAUGCAUGAAAAAUCUCAUCAGAAAAUACGAACUGCCAAGGCCUGAGGAGGUUGCUGCUCUAAAACAGAAGUUAGAGAAGUGUCACAGCUUGGACCUUUCAUUUAAUGCAAACCUGAAGAAGAGGAAAGGGUAUGAAGAGGAUGAAUAUGUCACAAAGAAAUGUAAAAUGGAUGAGGAGGAGUGGACUGACGAUGAUCUUGCGGAUUCAUCAUUACUUUGAAGGAAGACAGACUCCUACCACUGCAGGAACUAGUCUCUGGUGUCAGGUGUGACUCUACCUGCUGCAAGUUCCUUAUUAUGUGUCAUAAGAUCUUGAUGCUGUUAGUUCUUACCUUGGCAAUAAAG
This is a messenger RNA of Ficedula albicollis (Collared flycatcher), 962 nucleotides long. It is a transcript of the gene CCNH, whose product is annotated as cyclin H. NCBI's taxonomy places the organism in Eukaryota, Metazoa, Chordata, Aves, Passeriformes, Muscicapidae. The transcript has 8 exons. Gene Ontology annotation, molecular function: cyclin-dependent protein serine/threonine kinase regulator activity. Gene Ontology annotation, cellular component: transcription factor TFIIK complex; nucleus. Gene Ontology annotation, biological process: DNA-templated transcription; regulation of transcription by RNA polymerase II; regulation of cyclin-dependent protein serine/threonine kinase activity. The record is from RefSeq and is a predicted model, not a curated record. The coding region runs from base 82 to 837 and encodes 251 amino acids.